Molecule: messenger RNA, 3613 nt
Organism: Porites lobata
Lineage: Eukaryota; Metazoa; Cnidaria; Anthozoa; Scleractinia; Poritidae
Source: the annotation of a GenBank genome assembly
AGUAUCUCACACAAGAACAGAAUAGUUAAAAGGAUACUAGAUAACCUCUCACGAGAGCUAAGGUAGGUAAUUUAGAAAAAAUUGUCGCUUAAUUUGUUACUAUCGGGAAAAAUAUACUAUCCAGUAUCCAUUCCAAUUUUUAGGUCUCUUUCCAUUUUAAAAAUCUUAACAAUGGAACUGCGAAUGUUCUAAACGUCCAAAGAGCAGUUACAGUGACUAUAAGAUUUAUCAUUCUCAAAAUGUAGUUGAUAUCUGUGUUUACAUUUCCUAUUUUCCCGACGGUAAAAGCCUUAAUUUUUUCAAUGGUUACGUGGUGUCAGAUUUCGUUCAAACCAUGCAGCUACUACCUCAGUAAAAUAGAACGAUUUUAUCCUUGGAUUUAUUGGUUCAUCUUCCUCUCACCCAGAAAUUGUCUUUCUCGUAGACCAAUAAUGCUAGGAAACCGGUUGACUCUUCAAUUCCUAUGUGCACUUCUGCUCAUCCUCGCUACAUUUGUUUGCGACAGCGAUGGUAUUUGGACUAUGCGAUAUGGCCGAAGUAUCGCCAAAAAAAGAACUUUCCCCUAUAGAGAUAUAGCUACUCUGUUGGCGAGAGAACAACUCAGAUCCUACAAUGAAUGGGAAAGACCCGCACUGAAUGCGAGAAACAUGGAAUCAGAAAGGUACGUACUCCUUAGCACUCCUGAAAAAUCUCGUUGGGUUUGUUUAAGCCACAAGCAAAUAAAUUCUGUUUAAGACUUUCUUUAGCUAGGGACGGGUAGGAAAGAAAUUGAAUGAAACUUCUGGCCGGGGGUUUUGACGUUGACUACGGGAUAAAAAAAAGAAAAAAAAAGAUCAUGAAAAGUCACCUCGUUUUUUCUAUCACAUUGGAGUGCUGAAAAAUAAUAUGUCUUUCCUUUGUUGCUCAGGGGACAUGUGCAUCAGCGACGGUCGCGUAGUUUACAAAAAAUUGGGGGAAAUUUUCUUAAUACUGGCCCUCAAGCUUUGCUAUAGACAUAACUGACAGGGCGUUUAUGCCUCAGGUCUUCCUCUUGAAAGAGAACCAUUUUCCGUGAAGAUUCAGAAUUCCGUCAACCCAUUUUAAUCUAAUGGGCAGCAUGAUUUAAUAAAAGCAUCCUUGCGAGUGUGUUUUGAUCAUGACAAAUUCUUCUGUAGCUGAAGAAUGUGUUUCUACAGUUAAAUCAAUUUUCCUGGGAAAUACAGAAGUGACUGGGAGGUCCUUGAGUACCGGCUGGGAGGUAAUUACUUAAACUGCAGAAUAGUAUGCAGACCGCUCACCACCAGAUUCAAUUAAGUCUCCUCGCUGAAUUUUACUUCUGACUCUGAGUGCAGACUCGAUCCAUGAAAGCCAUCUGUGAAAAUCCGUGUCAUAUUGUUGGAAAACUUCUAUGGACGAAGGCGAAAACCGAAAAAAAGCGUGACGUCACAAAAAUCCAAGAUUGUCAAUUUAUCGGAUUGGUUAGCAUAUUCACAAAGAAAAAGCUGAAAAAAGCCCCCUUGCCAAAAAUGAGCUUGUUAGUUAGUGCAAAUUGAUGAGGAGAUAAAAGCACCGGUUUGCUCUGAUGACUCCUUACAAAUAGCGCUAACCACCAGGGCCCAGUUGUUCAAAAGGUGAAUAGAGCUAUCCACAGGAUAAAUCACUAUCCAGUGGAUAAUGCAAUUGGUUUCCCUAGUACUUAUCCGCUGGAAAGUGAUUUAACCGGUGGAUAGCGCUAUCCAGCUUUUGAGCAACUGGGGCCAGAUAAAUCACUAUCCAGCGGAUAAGUAUCAGGGAAACCAAUUGCGCUCUCUCUAUCCGGUGGAUAACGCUAUCCACCUUUUGAGCAACUAGGGACAGGCCUAUUUGAGAGGGAUUUAUCAGGAGUCAUUGGAGCAUAACUUUGCCAAGAGAGGAUAAAGGGAACAGAGAAGGCAUCCCCCAUACACAUCCUAUUUCGUAGGUAAUUUGUCUCGAGUUAUUUUUAGAAUCGGGAUAAAGUUACCUCGCGCGCUGCGUGGAUGUUUCGUGGAGGUUUCGCAUGACUAAACGCCGUGCAAAACAUGUCGGAAAAAAGGCAAUGAAAGCGUAAAGAGAUCGAGAGCAUUAGUGAAUAUUGAAGCGAAAUGAGUCGGCGCUCACCUGGGAAAAGGGAAUCGCUAGACUCUUUGACAACCCGUGAAAUCAGUUUAACUCGAAGUUGUCGUAACCUCAGUGCUUUAAUAAAAUGAGAAAUUUCGACGGUCGUUUGUACAAUAAAGCAAGUAGGACGCCAAGUGUUAUUUUUGUUGAAUAAUAAAAGAUUAAUAAAAGAAUAAAUAUCAAACCACAAAUUGCUCUCUUUAAACUGUAAAUUAUAAAUGAUCCACAGAGAAUAUUCAGUGUGUUAAGGAUUUCCCAGCUGUACUGUUAGCUCUAUACAAGAGAAGAGGGGCGAUUCUUUUUUAAUUUCCGUUUCGCUGAUGACACAGCUUUAGUAGAAAUCUCUCUUUAGUCGUUUUCGUCGACAAAACGAAUACCAAUAUCGCUCUCCGCGUCUUCCGCCAUUUUUUUCAGCCGUCAAUUCGUGAAGGACACGUGGCUCUAAGCGUGGGUCAUCCACGAGGAACACAUUCGCGCUAUGUGACUGGCUGUUGUCUAGUCCCCGCCCCGCCCCCAAAGCCAGGGAAAAGCGCCCUGGGGACGAGGUUGCCUUGGGAUCUGUGGUCUUAAAAUAACUCGAAACGAAUUACCUGUGAAAUAGGGCGUGUAUGGUGGAUGCCUUCUCUGUCCCCUUUAUCCUCUCUUGACGUUGCUUAAUAUGCAGUCGAAGCUCUCGUAAGCGACCACCUAAGAAAUUUGUUUAAUGAGUGUCUUAAAAUCUGAUAUAGACACGUCUAAACUUUACAUUCUUAUUUUUAAGACCAAAAUAACGCCAUUAAAGGGUUGAUUUAAAUGAAUAUGACUGUGAGUGGUCGCUUACGACAGCUUAACCCUUUAAAUCCUAAUAUCAAAUUUCAAAUUCUCAUUUGUUAUCCCUAUACGUUUUCAAUAGAAGUAGAGGGGAGAAUUGGUUGAAGUGUCAAUUAGAUUCACCUUUUUGUGAUCACGUCCUCAAUUCUCCUGACCUCUGUGUUUUAUAAAGCAGUGAUAUUGCAAGGAGAAAUUUGAUGCUGAUCACUCGUAGGGCUUAAAGGGUUAAAAACAAAGAAAAAGGUUCAGUUGGGUAAUCCCAAAAUUGGUCGCGGUCGCUUAAGAGAACUAGUACUUUUCAUUCCAAGUGAAAGUCACAGUUCAAACGGGGUUUCAUAAAGGUUGUCGUAACUAGAGCUGGAUUUUUACGAGAGUGGUCACGAGGAGAGCUUCGACUGUAUCUCCUCACCAAUUUACCUCAACAGGCUGAUUUUUGGUAAGUGAACAUCACUCAUCUUGUUCUUUCCGGAUUUACCAACCAAUCCCACAAUUUCACAAAUUUAGUUUUUGUGAUGUCAUCACUUCUUUUCUCUAUUGUAAAUCUGUCGAUCAAACUUAUGGAAGCGUUUUUGGAAAAAUAAAGGUAAUUGUUCUUACAUUUUUGCUUCUUAUCUUCAGGUAUGUCCCAAUUGACGAGCCAAAUAAAGGGGGCAAAGAAUCAGAUUUUGAAUGAACUGAAACGUUG